This is a messenger RNA of Cyphomyrmex costatus, 539 nucleotides long. Its product is annotated as thioredoxin-2. NCBI's taxonomy places the organism in Eukaryota, Metazoa, Arthropoda, Insecta, Hymenoptera, Formicidae. The record is from RefSeq and is a predicted model, not a curated record. The coding region runs from base 83 to 415 and encodes 110 amino acids. Gene Ontology annotation, molecular function: protein-disulfide reductase activity. The transcript has 4 exons.
GUUGACGCGCUUCGUAACGUGCAGUGGUUCAGUCACGCUCUUCGAUCUUUUGAGGAAGAAACUCGUUGCUGACGUCUAAAUAAUGGGUCACGAAGGAGAAGUUACUCUUAUUCAGAAUUCUGAUGACUUGAAGAUUAAACUUAAAGAUGCAGGUAAUAAUCUGGUAGUUAUCGAUUUCUUUGCUGUAUGGUGUGGACCAUGUAAGAUGAUUGGACCGUUGAUUGAAGAAUUGUCCAAGGAAAUGCAGGAUGUUGUUUUCCUUAAAGUUGAUGUGGAUGAAUGUGAAGAUAUUGCUGCUGAAUACGAGAUAUCCAGUAUGCCUACGUUUGUUUUCAUAAAAGAAGGCAAAGUGUUGGAGACUUUUUCCGGGGCAAAUUAUGAUAAACUAAAAAAUACGAUUCAAAAACACAAGUAAAUAAAUUAUCACAAAUGCUUAAAUUUAUUGUAUUCUUAAAAACUGUAAAAAAUUACAUACUGGAUUAGCUAUGUAACUACUAUUUUACAUCAAUAAUAUACAAUGGUUAUUUAAAUAGAAAAAA